This is a messenger RNA of Emericellopsis atlantica, 2370 nucleotides long. Its product is annotated as major facilitator superfamily domain-containing protein. The coding region runs from base 485 to 2110 and encodes 541 amino acids. The transcript has 3 exons. Gene Ontology annotation, cellular component: membrane. Gene Ontology annotation, biological process: transmembrane transport. The record is from RefSeq and is a predicted model, not a curated record. Gene Ontology annotation, molecular function: transmembrane transporter activity. Lineage: Eukaryota; Fungi; Ascomycota; Sordariomycetes; Hypocreales; Bionectriaceae.
AAUCAGUUCCUUCCUUAGUUGAACGGGCCACGCUACUGUAGAUUUGAGGCAGGCAGGCAGUCGCUGUCUGUGCCUGCCCUCAUCCACAUUCCUGAGACACUCAAAGAUCUUCAUCGGGCUACCCGGCAUCCGCUAUUCAAACAAGACCAUCAUGAGCUUCAUUCUUCAUUGAUCGAAUUGGGCGGUGCACGCUGAAUCAAGCGGCGCGGCCUCUGACCGUAAUCAUUGCGCAGCUGCAGCCAAGAAUGCAGUGCUUGCUCGUUUUGACCACCUGCGUGCGCAGUCGGAGGUUCUAAUAUUCAGCACCGUACGCUGACUGAGUAACGUUGGGCACAACCACGACAGGACGCGGCGGCGGAGAACUCCCUGCACGCUUCGCAGCCCCGUGCAGCAUUAGAGCUCUCACAAGGGCCUAAUAAAAGACAAGGGCCUCUUAUCGCGGAGAUGCUCCUCACUUGCCUGUAGGCUGCGAGCCGUGUGGGUUAUGGCUCCAAUGUUUUUUAUCCGCGGGGGGUGGCUGCAAGCACUUCAUGCCCACGGGCAUAAUUAUCGCCGCCGGUGCUGCGUUCGAUAUCAAAAGUCGUGCAGGCCUCGCAUCUUCCACUCGCACGCUCACGCUCUCUACACAGAUCCAUCGUCUGUGGUUUCCGUGCACGACAUCCUGAUUCAAGAGGUCGUCAUGUCUGGAUCUCAGUCCACAGCCUGGUGGCAAAAGCCGGAGGAUCAGCGGGUAGCCGACGGCAACAAGACCAGCAGCGACCUGGGCCCUGAGGUCAACGAGGAAACGGCACUGCUUCCAGGCACUCUGCCGAGUGAAGAUGAGCCAGCGUCAGGGAACGACCAUGAUGACCAAGAAAGCUGGAACGAACCUCGCAUCAACGCAUAUCGCUUCGCUUCUGUCAUCUUCACAUUGUUCAACCUUGGCUUGAAUGAUGCCUGCAUUGGCGCACUGAUCCCCUAUAUACAACCUUACUAUGGCAUCAACUACACAGUCGUGUCGACCCUGUUCGUGGUGCCCUUCGUGGGCUACCUCAUUGCAGCACUGGCGAACAGCUGGAUUCAUCUCAACAUUGGCCAGCGCGGCAUAGCAUUCUGCGGUCCCGUCUGCCGGCUGAUCAGUUUCAUUGCCAUGGCAUCGCAUCCCAAGCAGUUUGCGUACCUGCCUAUAGCCAUGGCCCUGACGGGUCUGGGGAAUGGAUUCAAUGACAGUGCCUGGAACGCCUGGGUGGGCAACCUGCGAAACCAGAACGAGCUUCUCGGCCUGAUCCACGGCGCAUACGGUCUAGGCGGCAUCGUUGGUCCCCUCAUUGCGUCCGCCAUGGUGACCAAGCUUGGCUACCAGUGGUAUGAGUACUUCUACGUCAUGAUUGGCGUGUCUGUCCUUGAGAUUGUCUGGAACACGGCAUCUUUCUGGACGGCCACGGCCGCCGAGUAUCGACGAAGACACAAGUUCGGCGAGGGCAAAGAACCCACCAGCACGCGGGAGAUUCUGUCGUCGCCCGUGCCUUGGAUUGUGUCGGCUUUCCUCUUUGGCUACGUGGGCAUCGAGGUCUGUCUCGGUGGCUGGAUCCCAUCAUUCAUGAUCGAGGUCCGUCACUCGGACAAGUUCCUGGCUGGCGUGGUGGUGACCCUGUUCUGGGCAGGCCUGACCCUCGGUCGCGUGGUCCUGGGAUUUGUCACUGGUCGCAUCGGCGAGAAGCUGGCCAUUGUCAUCUACCUAACCAUCUGUGUCGUGCUAGAGAUUCUCUACUGGGCGAUCCCCAGCCUGGAGGUGGCUAUCGUGUGCGUUAUCUUCAUGGGAUUCUUCCUUGGCCCGCUCUUUCCCGCGGCCAUUGUGACCAUGACAAAACUGCUACCAGCAGACCAGCACGUCGCGACGAUUGGGCUGUCGGCUGCCAUUGGAGGCGGCGGCGCGGCAGUGUUCCCCUUCCUGGUGGGGUUGAUUGCGGAGGAUGUGGGCGUCCAGGUCCUGCAGCCCUUUGUGCUGGUGCUCAUGGGGGUCAUUAUGGUCCUCUGGGUCGUCUUGCCAGGAGGCUUCAGGAAGGGUGGCCUUGAGCAGGCCCGAAGGGAAGGCUUGCGCAUCGGGGACGUCUUCAGGGGAUCUACCUGAGGGGUCUAACUUAGAGAUUGCCGGCCUCUAAAGGUACAAGAACAGGGAACAUGAUGCAGAUCGAUAGCGGACCAAUAUUUUUCACGGAACUUAUUCACCAAUGUCUUGUACCAUGGCCAUUUAGGCCUUUACAGUCGAAGUAUGUGAUUGAGUAAUAUCCGUACCUGGUACCUUGGCAAAGACCUCCACGAUAUGCCAAGCGUGGGGCAGAGGGGCGGAAGGGCUGCUCAGAUUUAUCUGACGUCCAUCCAACCCACCUU